This is a messenger RNA of Lactuca virosa, 800 nucleotides long. The record is from the annotation of a GenBank genome assembly. Lineage: Eukaryota; Viridiplantae; Streptophyta; Magnoliopsida; Asterales; Asteraceae.
AAUAAACUCGGCACCUGAAAACCAGUCAUAGAGACCCUCGCAGACGAAAGAAAAAUGUCGAACAUUCGAGUUUUGAAAGAGUGGUUCGAACGAGUUGACUCAGAAAAAACAGGGAACAUUACAACAAUCCAACUCCAGAGUGCUCUUGCUGUUGGCAAUCUACAAUUUCCGAUCACCGUUGUUCAACAAAUGAUCAGGAUGUAUGAUUUUGACAGAAAUGGAACCAUGAGUUUUGAAGAGUUUGUGGCUCUUAAUAAGUUUCUUUUAAAGGUUCAACAAGCUUUCUCAGACUUAGAGAGGGGUCGUGGGUUUCUUGUUCCUGAUGAAGUCUAUGAAGCUUUGCUGAAAAUGGACAUCUCUCUUGAUUCUCCAGCAUUUUACACUGUUUGUGAGAGCUUUGAUAAAGAAAAAAAUGGAAGAUUUCGGCUGGAUGAUGUCAUGUCGCUUUGUAUAUUUGUUCAAUCUGCUAGGAAUCUUUUUAAUUCUUUUGACACGAGUAAACAGGGGAGGGUGACUCUUGAUCUUAAUCAAUUCAUAUUUUGUACUGCGAAUUGUAGAAUAUGAAGCCUAUGUAAUAUCCCAUGUGGAAAAUAACUAUUUACUUUCAACAAAUGCGAUUGGGUUUCUAUAAUUGGUGUUAAUAUCUGUGUAUUUAUUGGGAUCCAUGUAUUAACAUUGUUGUGAGGGGUUAUUAUAAAGUAGUUUGGAAUAGGGUUUUAGCUUUUGAUUUAAUGAGUGCAACAAACAAGAAUCACAAUACUUUUUAAUUUAUGUAAAAUGGUUAUUCUUUAAGAAGGCCC